AUGAAGGUCCCCGUGACAAUGUUAUCUCAGGAGAUUCAUCGAAACUCAGUUUCUCUUCGUAUCUACAGUGUGGUUACUGUUUUAUCUAGUAUAGACGACUUGUUUGAAUGCGAAGAGCUCAGCGCUGCCGCAGACACAGGCUGGCCCGACUGCUUCAACUCCGGAGUGUUUGUUUUCCGGCCCAGUCUUGACACCUACUCAGGAAUCCUUAAGCUGGCCUCGGACGAGGGCAGUUUUGACGGAGGAGACCAGGGCUUCAUAGGAUACGUUCCUCAUCAGACGAUGAUCGAGUACUGUCGCUCUACAUUCGUUCAACUCGAUUCUGGACCCCACCUGAUGCAGUCCUCCUUUGAUUCGGGGUGCGCCUCCCUCAGCGAGUCCAGUCGUUUUCGCUUUCCAAGUCUAAGCUCAAAUUGGGGCUCAUUUGGCUAUAGAUUUGAAGAGUUCGCCAGCAAUCUUUACUGUCCUCGAAACCGCAAUCUGACAAGUACCAUCACGCCAAUGCUGACGAUAAUCAAUGAUACACGAGUGAAAUCGUUUUCGUAA
This is a messenger RNA of Protopolystoma xenopodis, 546 nucleotides long. Lineage: Eukaryota; Metazoa; Platyhelminthes; Monogenea; Polystomatidea; Polystomatidae. The record is from the annotation of a GenBank genome assembly.